Molecule: messenger RNA, 3363 nt
Organism: Lolium perenne
Lineage: Eukaryota; Viridiplantae; Streptophyta; Magnoliopsida; Poales; Poaceae
Product: tyrosine-sulfated glycopeptide receptor 1
Biological process (GO): protein phosphorylation
Molecular function (GO): ATP binding; protein kinase activity; receptor serine/threonine kinase binding
Source: RefSeq, a predicted model, not a curated record
GUUCCCUUUCUAGCUUUCUGUGGAAGCCAUGCAGCCACAGCAUUGCUCAAACAGGAGCGGAUCACCCAUACCUUUUCUCGGCUUGGCACUCGUGCUGCUGAUCUCCUUGGCAUGUCCAGCCAGCUCUUGCACGGAGCAGGAGAAGAGCUCCCUUCUCCAGCUCCUUGCGGGUCUCUCGCGGGACGGCGGCCUCAAGGCGUUGUGGCGGAGCAACACGGACUGCUGCACGUGGGAAGGGAUCACCUGCAGCGGUCCCAGUAGGACGGUCACCGAUCUUUCGCUGGCUUCUCGAGGUCUCGAGGGGUACAUCUCUCCGUUCCUUGGAAACCUCACCGGCCUGUUGCGCCUCAACCUGUCGCGCAACUCGCUGUCCGGUGGCCUGCCAUCGGAAUUGGUGUCAUCAAGCAGCAUCAUUGUCCUUGACGUCAGCUUCAACCGCCUGACAGGAGGCCUGAGUGAGCUGCCAUCUUCAACCCCUGCCCGGCCUCUGCAGGUACUGAACAUCUCGAGCAACUUAUUUACAGGAAGGUUUCCAACUACGACAUGGGAGGUGAUGAAGAGCCUGGUCGUGCUCAAUGCCAGCACCAACAGUUUUACUGGGCAGAUACCAACUAAACCUUGUGUUAGUGCACCAUCUUUUGCUGUGCUUGAACUCAGUUUUAAUGAAUUCAGUGGAAACAUCCCACUGGGGAUAAGUAAUUGCUCCGUGCUGAAAUUUCUCAGCGCCGGCUACAACAACCUCAGUGGGACACUUCCAGAUGAACUCUUCAAGGUUACUUGGCUAGAGCACCUCUCAUUACCUAGCAACCGGUUAGAAGGAGUGAUCAAUGGCAUCAUCAAGCUCACAAAUCUGGUCAUCCUUGAUAUUGGGAAGAAUGAACUCAGUGGCAACAUUCCAGAUUCUAUAGGUGAGCUGAAGAGAUUGGAGGAGCUCCAUUUGGACAGCAAUAAGAUGUCAGGGGAGCUGCCAUCCGCUCUGAGCAACUGCACAAAUCUCGUGAUAAUUGACCUUAAGAGCAAUAACUUCAGUGGAGAACUUACCAAGGUCAACUUCUCAAGCCUGCCCAAUCUAAAGAAUUUAGAUCUUGUGUACAAUAACUUCACUGGCAGUAUUCCAGAAAGCAUAUACUCCUGCAGCAAGCUGACUGCACUACGGCUAUCUUACAAUCAGUUCCAUGGUCGAUUGUCUGAAAAAAUAGGCAAUCUGGAGUCCCUCUCAUUCCUAUCACUUGUUAAAAACUCUCUUACGAAUACUACAAGAACACUUCAGAUCCUUAGGGGUUGCAGGAACCUCACCACCCUUCUUCUUGGGUUCAACUUUCUGCAUGAGACCAUGCCAGAGGACGACGACAUUGGUGGGUUUGAGAACCUUCAGGUCUUUGCAAUGAAUGAUUGUUCAUUGUCUGGAGAAAUACCCCAUUGGUUAUCAAAGCUCACAAAUUUGGGGAUGAUAUUUUUACACAACAAUCAACUAACUGGAACAAUACCUGACUGGAUCAGCAGCCUAAACUUCCUCUUUUAUGUGGAUGUAUCAAACAACAGCCUUAGAGGGGAAAUUCCGACCGCCUUAAUGGAGAUGCAAAUGCUAGAAUCAGAUAAGACUGCACCAAAGGUCUUUGAGCUGCCUGUUUAUUUUAAGAGUCCGUUUAUCCAAUACCUCAUGCCCAGUGCUUUUCCUAAAGUACUGAAUCUAGGAAACAAUAGCUUCACUGGUCAGAUACCUGAGAAGAUUGGUCAGUUGAAAGCACUCAUUUCUCUCAACUUGAGCUCCAACAGAUUAUCUGGAGAGAUCCCGGAACCGAUUAGCAACCUCACGAACCUGCAGGUGCUUGACUUGUCCGGCAAUCAUCUCAGUGGUGCAAUUCCAGCUGCACUGAACAACUUGCACUUUCUUUCCAAAUUCAACAUUUCUAAUAAUGACCUAGAAGGACCUAUUCCAACUGUAGGCCAGCUUAGCACAUUUCCUAGUUCUAGCUUUGAUGGCAACCCAAAACUGUGUGGUCCUAUGCUUGUAAACUAUUGUGGUUCAGCUAAAACACCUCUGAUAACCCAGAAACGACGGAAAAAGAAGGGUGUCUUUGCACUUGCAUUUGGUGUAUUUUUUGGAGGGGUGGCCAUCCUAUUCUUGUUAGCUCGUCUCCUUGUCUUGUUCAGGGGCACAAGUUUCAUGAACCAAAAAAGGAGCAGCAACAAUGAUGACAUAGAAGACAAAUCUUCAGACUUCAACUCAGAAUACUCCUUGGUGAUGGUUCCACAAGGUAAGGGAGAAGAAAACAAACUCAAACUGACUGAUCUCCUGAAGGCUACAAAGAACUUUGACGAGGAUCAUAUCAUUGGCUCUGGAGGUUAUGGCCUAGUUUACAAGGCUGAGCUAUCUGAUGGCUCAAAGGUUGCCAUAAAAAAGCUCAAUAGUGAAAUGUGUCUGAUGGAAAGGGAGUUCAGUGCAGAGGUUGAUGCACUUUCCGUGGCACAGCAUGACAAUCUUGUACCAUUCUGGGGUUACUGCAUACAGGGACAUUCGAGACUCCUGAUAUACUCCUACAUGGAGAAUGGCAGCCUGGACGACUGGCUUCACAACAGGGACUGUGAUGCCAGCUCAUUUCUCGAUUGGCCGAUGCGGCUGAAGAUUGCCCAAGGAGCAAGUCAGGGUAUAUCCUACAUCCAUGAUGUAUGCAAGCCUCACAUUGUUCACCGUGACAUUAAGUCCAGCAACAUCUUACUAGACAAAGAAUUCAAAGCUUACGUUGCAGACUUUGGGCUAUCUAGAUUGAUCUUUCCUAACAAUACUCAUGUCUCGACUGAGUUAGUUGGUACUCUCGGUUACAUCCCACCUGAGUACGGGCAAGGAUGGGUGGCUACACUGAGAGGUGACAUGUACAGUUUUGGAGUGGUUCUGCUUGAGCUGCUAACGGGGAGGCGGCCUGUUCAGAUGUGUCCCAAGUCAAAAGAGCUUGUCCAGUGGGUACAGGAGAUGAGAUCCAAAGGGAAGCAGAUUGAAGUCCUGGAUCCAACACUUCGAGGCACGGGAUAUGAAGAGCAGAUGCUGGAGGUGCUUGAAGCUGCUUGCCGGUGUGUCGACCGUAAUCCUGGCAUGAGGCCAACUAUACAGGAGGUAGUAUCUUUCCUGAAUGGUGUAGAUGCUAACCUUCAGAAGCAAAAUUCAGUCAGCACACAAUGUAAUUAGCAAGUUAUACUGCAGUACAUAGAGUAGAUGUAUAGUUUUUUUGCAAAGAGCUACUAGUUCGGUUCUCACUGGCCUCAUUAGUUCUUCUGUACAGAUUGUGACAUGCCGCUGCUGCGGAACUCUUGUAAUUCAUCUCUGUUUUUCCUUUCUAUUUUUCGAAACACAAAUUAUGCAUGAUA